Molecule: messenger RNA, 4101 nt
Organism: Monodelphis domestica (gray short-tailed opossum)
Lineage: Eukaryota; Metazoa; Chordata; Mammalia; Didelphimorphia; Didelphidae
Product: protocadherin beta-2-like
Biological process (GO): homophilic cell-cell adhesion
Cellular component (GO): plasma membrane
Molecular function (GO): calcium ion binding
Source: RefSeq, a predicted model, not a curated record
AUGACUCCGCAACAAAGGCAAGUUCUCUUUCUCUUUGUUCUACUGGGUGUGACUGGGACGGCUUCAAAGCUGGAGCAGUUUUCCGUAGUGGAGGAGAUGGAGAGAGGCUCCUUGGUGGCCAAUGUGGCAAAAGGCUUGGGUCUGGAGGACGGGGAAUUGUCAAAUCGGGGGGCCAGGGUCGCUUUCAAAGGGAAUAAAGAGUACUUACAGCUGCAUCCUAAAACCGGGGACCUAUUCCUGAGAGAGAAACUAGAUCGGGAGAAGCUGUGCGGCCCCACCGAGCCCUGUGAGCUGCCUUUCCAGAUCUUACUGGAAAACCCUUUUCAGGUCGUUCGCGCUGAGCUUAGGGUACAAGACAUUAAUGAUCAUGCGCCAGUUUUCCUAGACACUGAGAUAAUCCUAAAAAUUUCCGAAAUCACCUCCACUGGUACUGUGUUUCUAUUAGAAAAUGCUCAAGAUUUAGAUGUAGGAAACAACAGUCUUCAGAACUACACUAUCAGCCCCAACUCUCAUUUCAAUAUUCAAAUUCGAGGGGAUGCAGAGGGCAGGAAAUACCCAGAGCUCGUACUGGAUAAAGUCCUGGAUCGGGAGGAGCAGCAUGAAUUUAGAUUAACUCUUACUGCAGUGGAUGGGGGAGUUCCACCCAAAUCUGGGACUGCCCAAAUCCUGGUGCUGGUUAUGGACAGCAAUGACAAUGCUCCUGUGUUCUCUCAGUCCCGGUAUGAUGUUCAAAUUCCUGAGGAUAGCCCUAUUAAUUCCCUCGUUGUUGCAGUCUCAGCUAAAGAUUUAGAUACAGGAAAUAACGCAGAAAUAUCCUAUUCGUUGUUCCGUGCCUCUCAAAGCAUUCGUAAAACUUUCCAAUUAAAUGAAAAAUCUGGAGAACUUCGUCUAAAACAGAAACUGGAUUUUGAAACAUGUCAGUCUUAUACAAUAGAUAUUCAGGCCACAGAUGGUGGAGGCCUUUCAGGCAAAUGUACUGUACUUGUUCUAGUGAAGGAUUUAAACGACAAUCCCCCCGAGCUGACUAUGUCCUCACUUACCACCUCUAUCCCAGAGAACUUGCCUGAGACAGCCAUUGCCGUUUUCAGCGUUUCAGAUCUGGAUGCUGGGGAAAAUGGAAAGAUAGUUUGCUCCAUCCAGGAUGAUCUUCCCUUUGCCCUAAAACCUUCUGUUGAGAACUUCUAUACAUUGGUAACAAAGGGAGCACUGGACAGAGAGAGCAGAAAUGAAUAUAACAUUACUAUUACAAUCGCAGAUUUGGGGUUCCCAAGACUCAAAACUGAACACAAUAUCACUAUACAUAUCUCUGACAUCAAUGAUAACCCUCCAGUGUUUACUCAGACAACCUACAAACUGUACCUCCAGGAGAACAACAGUCCUGCCCUCCACAUUGGCAGUGUUAGUGCCAAGGAUAGAGACUCAGGAAUCAAUGCCAAAGUCACUUACUCCCUGCUGCCCCCAGAGAAUGGAGACCUGCCUCUCUUCUCCUACAUCUCCAUCAACUCUGACAAUGGCCAUCUCUAUGCUCUGAGGUCCCUGGAUUAUGAAACCAUCCAAGUUUUCCAGUUCACAGUGACAGCAACUGAUGGUGGUUCCCCAUCUCUGAGCAGCCAGGCUUUGGUUCAAGUUGUGGUACAGGAUAUGAAUGACAACUCUCCCUUUGUGCUGUACCCCUUGCAGAAUGGCACAGCUCCCUGCAAUGACCUGGUACCCAGGACUGCAGAGCCAGGUUACCUGGUCACUAAGGUUGUGGCUGUGGAUAGAGACUGGGGACAGAAUUCCUGGCUUUCCUACCAGCUGCUCAAGGCCACAGAUCCAGGACUCUUCACUGUGUGGGCCCACAAUGGGGAAGUUCGAACAGCAAGACCCAUCAGUGACAGAGAUGCCAUCAAGCAGAGGCUCCUGGUUCUGGUGAAGGACAAUGGGCAGCCUCCUCUGUCCACAGCAGCCACCCUGAAUGUUCUCCUGGUGGAUGGCUUCUCUGAGCCCUAUAUGCAGUUCCCAAAUGCACCCAAGGAACCAAUCGAGUCGGAGUCCCUCACUCUUUAUUUGAUUAUUUCUCUGGUUUCAGUGUCUUUUCUAUUUCUGGUCUCUAUUAUCCUGUUUAUCACCAUAGGACUGUGGAAAAGAAAGAAGGGUGAAGGAAAUGAUUACUUUCCAUCCAGUGUCCCCUUCCCAAGUUAUUUGGGGGAUGUUAGUGGUACUGGGACCUUGUCUCAAAGUUACCAGUAUGAAGUGUGUCUGACCAGUGGUUCAGGGACAAAUGAGUUCAAGUUCUUGAAGCCAAUUAUUACCAACUUCCCUCUUCAGAAAUCUGGGAGUGGCACAGAGGAAAAUCAAACAUCUUAGAAUAACAAUCAGAAAUGCAGUUUUACGAGAAGACUUUGGGUGUCUUUUUUCUCCAGUCAGUUGCACUCACUCAUUCCAUUUUCUUAAGAAGUUCACUACACAACUUUUAAAUUAUUUUUUAUUUGUAUUAGUAUUAGAAAUGAAGUAGCAUUCUUAGAUAAUGAAAAUUCUGUUGUCAAUCUCACUACAAAAUCAAGCUAUAAAAUCUUAGUUACUGGCAAAUUUGUCUUUUUAAAAAUUAAACAACCCACAUUUUAAAUGCAUGUCCAUUUUUUUCUUCAGUUACACUUUUUUAUUCCUUUCUUUUAUCUUUUUAUCAUUAGAUUUUUAACCCUGGAAGAACAAUGAGCUGGAAUAACUUAGAUAAUGGUCUAAUGUGGGCUUUGGCAUUGCUAUGUGGCAUCUUCCUGUACACAGUUUCUUUAUGUGAAAAUAAUAUGCUGGACUAGAUUAUACCUAAAAUCCCUUCUAAUAUUAACCAUUUGUUGUCCUAUUGUUCUUAUUAAACAUAUAAAAUAUACAAGAAAAGUUGCCUUCAUUUUAAGGAACAGAGAGAUGUUUGAGAAUGCCUCCCUCCCCUUAAUCCUGCCUUGAUAGGCUACCAAAAUGGACAAUUUUUUGUUUCCUUUUACUUAUACUAUCUAACUGACCUUUUAUAACCCGUGGUAUAAACAUUUGGACCUAUUUGCACCAUUUAUGUUGAAAACUAGGCAGACUAAUAUCAUUUAGAGCCCUUUUCUCCACCCAGAGUAAAUUAGACACUAUAUCUUGUAGAUAUCUACACCGACAUUUUCAAUCAAACAUUGCUCAUUGUUAUAAACAAGAUAAUCAACAUGAGUAGGGGUAUCUUUCUGUCUAGUUUUAUAAUAUAAGAUAUUAAAAUUUGGUAUAAAAAGAUAGUUCAUAUCCUCUCAGUUUCCCAACUUUUAAAAUAAGAAUAAUAGCAGUAGAUACCUUGAAGUAUUGUUGUAUCAAAUGAAAUUAUUAUAUACAUGUAAGUCAUUUUUUCAGAGCUUAAAGUGCUAUAGUAGUUUACAUUCAGGGUCAACAGAGCUACUGACUACUUUAUUAUAUUUUCACAUUGGUUUACAUGAAAUCAAUUAGAACAAAAACCAAGCAAUCUUUUCUGUAUAAUAAUGGCUACAGUGAAAAUAUAAAAUAAAGAGCCAUCAUAAGACAUUUAAAACUUUUAAGUAGCAAGUAUAGCUGAGCUCUCAAAAAAUGAGCCACCAUUACACAUUUUGUUCUUAUUAUUCAGUAGUUUUAGUCAUGUCUGACUCUUCAUGACCCCAUUUGGGAUUUUUUGGGCAAAGAUACUGGAAUGGUUGGCCAUUUCCUUCUCCAAAUCAUUUUUUACACAUGAGGAACUGAGGCAAACAAGGUUAAGUGAGUUGCCCAGAGUCCUACUAAGUCUGAGGCCAGAUUUGAUCUCAGGGAAAUGUCUUCCUGACUCAAGAUUUAAUAAUCCUUCCAAUGUGCCACCUAGCUGUUUUCACUAUACAUAACCAAGGGAAAUAUAUCUGAAGGCAUCUGGAGUUCACAUCUGAAAAUGGGUGAAGAUUAUAAGAAAAUUUAGUGUAUCUGGCACAGGGAUGUGCUGGAGUCAGCUCUAAUGAAUUUUCUAAAUGUGACUGUUAAAUUUUCAAUAUAUUUAUUUUUACCCUAGAUAUCAACAAUUGCUACAAAUGAGGGCUUGGAUAAUUGUUUGUUGGUUGUCUAGAUUUAAUAAAGUAUUAACCAUGCAGCUUGAAA